Molecule: messenger RNA, 625 nt
Organism: Dicrocoelium dendriticum
Lineage: Eukaryota; Metazoa; Platyhelminthes; Trematoda; Plagiorchiida; Dicrocoeliidae
Source: the annotation of a GenBank genome assembly
UGAUCUGGCUGAUGCAGUGUGUUUCGGCGAUAUUGAUUCCCUUGGCACUCCUCCAUCGGCAUCCUUAUGCCCACCCACACCAAUGGUUGCGAAUACUACGGACCAUCCAUCUUCUCACGACUCAGCUGAAUCUGCAACAGCCGAAGUCUGGUCCGAAGACAGUGUCUCCCAGUUUCUCAUCUCUUUGAACGAAACCACACCAAACAUCAUUACUUUUUCAAUCGCUCUACUUCUACAACUUGGCCAACUAUCGUCAAUAGCUUGGUCUAACAAGUUCGCCGCUGACUUUGUGUAUUUAUACGAUUGUGUGCGUGACAGUUUUCCAAGGACGUUAUCCCAUCCGAAAGAGUGUCUGACUAACAUCGAGGAACCGGUGGACCAUUGGGAUUUAACGGAUGUUGUCCUCUCUUUCGAUAUUCUUAGACUUCGAGUACCACCGGACUUAGCUUCAUUGACCCGCUUACAUGUUCGUUACGUUGAACUGAGGUUGGAACAAUUGGAACGCUUCUUGGACCGCCAUGCUUCGGAUGAGUCACAAAGACCACACACCUAUGUCUCUUAUCUGUUGCUGAAUCAGAGUAAAUUCCGGCAUGUCGAGCGAACCACUAUCCGACUCCUCUACUGA